GUCCUCCCUUUUAAAACUCAGCCCAAUUUCGAUAUUGUAGAAUGUAGUUGGCAAAAGAAAAUAAAAAUCUUCAUUCUUCUCCUUUAGCAGCAAAAACACUUUCCAAACCUUCAUUCAUCAAUCAAAUCAUGUGUUACGGUCAGCAACCACCCUUCUCCAGAGACAACCCGACCCCACAACGCGCCGUCCGACCGCGGAACGACAACGCGGUGGCGGUCGCAGAUCUGCGCGGCCGCCUUGCCCAGACGGAGGCGCGGCUGGCGAUAGCCAGGGCUCGUGAGGCGGAGCUCAGCCGUCGCCUGGAAGACAUGAAACGAUUCGUCUCCGUCAUGGAGAUCCUCGAAACGUUCCUCAAACGACGCUUCCGCGAGCAACAGGAAUACGUAGCCCGACUUUUCUCUCCCUCUCCCCUGCCAUCACGGAAGUGAAAAAAAACAGUCGCUCUCUGCGACAUUUUAUCAAACACUUGGUGCGCAUAGACUUCCCCUUUUAUUUUGGGUUCAUUUUGCUGGGUCUGGAUUUAUGUAUGUAUUAUACAAAAUUACUACCAAUGUAAUGCUGAUUAUUCGAAAUUAAUCAUGUGUUAUUCUGCAA
Pyrus x bretschneideri (Chinese white pear) is the source of this 594-nucleotide messenger RNA. Its product is annotated as protein SKIP34. The record is from RefSeq and is a predicted model, not a curated record. The coding region runs from base 129 to 428 and encodes 99 amino acids. The transcript has a single exon. NCBI's taxonomy places the organism in Eukaryota, Viridiplantae, Streptophyta, Magnoliopsida, Rosales, Rosaceae.